Aureobasidium subglaciale EXF-2481 is the source of this 1455-nucleotide messenger RNA. RefSeq lists its product as uncharacterized. The coding region runs from base 81 to 1406 and encodes 441 amino acids. The record is from RefSeq and is a predicted model, not a curated record. NCBI's taxonomy places the organism in Eukaryota, Fungi, Ascomycota, Dothideomycetes, Dothideales, Saccotheciaceae. Gene Ontology annotation, molecular function: catalytic activity. The transcript has 4 exons.
CUCUUUGUCCACAUACGCUGUUCAAGUUUCUUGUACUCUUUUUUCCCUUUUCUGUCGUUGUCUUCUGCAACCCGCGAAUAAUGGUCCUCUCGAUAUUUGGACGAAGGGCUUUGACGCGAUUUCAACAAGUGCGGAGUGUGCGAGGCUUUGCCGCGGCUGCUGCAGAUGCGAACGAUGGGAAACUGCCAUUGAAGGGUAUCAAAGUAUUGGAUAUGACCAGAGUGCUGGCUGGCCCCUACUGCACUCAGAUCCUCGGCGACCUGGGCGCCGAAGUCAUCAAAAUCGAACAUCCCACCCGUGGUGACGACACCAGAGCAUGGGGCCCACCGUACGCCAAACACAUCACCGGCACUCCCACCCAAAACGCCGCACCAGGAGAAUCGGCCUACUUUCUCAGCGUAAAUCGCAACAAAAAGUCCCUGGCUUUGUCCUUCCAAUCUCCCCCAGGAGUGAAGAUACUGCAUAAACUUGCCAGAGAAUGUGAUGUCUUGGUGGAGAAUUACUUACCGGGCGCGUUGAAAAAGUAUGGUAUGGAUUAUCAGACGUUGAAGGAAGUCAACCCGAAGUUGAUCUAUGCGAGUAUUACUGGUUAUGGACAGACUGGACCGUAUUCGAAUCGUGCGGGUUAUGAUGUGAUGGUUGAAGCAGAAAUGGGUCUCAUGCACAUCACCGGCACCCGCGAUGGCCCCCCCUCAAAAGUCGGCGUAGCAGUAACAGAUCUCACCACCGGCCUCUACACCUCAAACUCCAUCCUCGCCUCCCUGAUCUCCCGCUCCCUCACAGGACGCGGUCAACACAUCGACGUCGCACUCUCAGACUGCCAAGUAGCCACUCUCUCCAACCUCGCCUCCUCCCACCUCAUCUCCGGAAAACCUGAUUCCGGCCGUUGGGGCACUGCUCAUCCUUCAAUCGUCCCUUACAAAGGCUUUGAAACAGCUGAUGGCAGCAUCAUGCUAGGAGGAGGAAAUGACCGGCUUUUCGGCGUUUUGUGCGAUCGUCUGGAUAAGUCAGAGUGGAAGAGCGAUCCGAAAUUCGUGACGAAUGCGCAAAGAGUGGCGAAUAGAGAUUUGUUGGAAGAACUGAUUACGACUAUUACAAAGACGAAGACGACUCAGCAGUGGUUAGAUGUGUUGGAGGGAAGUGGGAUGCCGUAUGCAGCCGUCAACGACAUUGCAGGCACCAUGAAGCAUGAACACGUCCUGGCAAGAGACAUGGUAACCACAAUCGACCACCCAACCUGCGGACCCAUAAAACUCGUCAACACGCCUGUAAAGUACUCGGAAUCUGCACCAUCCAUCCGUUCUGCUCCCCCGACACUUGGCCAACAUACCAGUGAAGUCCUGCAAGAACUCGGCUACAGUGAUGCAGAGAUUGACGGAUUCAAAACUGAUGGUGUUGUCAGUUGAGAGUUUUUGGAGAAGAAAGGGAAGAAAUCUGGGGUGGGGGGGGGGGGGG